Molecule: messenger RNA, 1256 nt
Organism: Belonocnema kinseyi
Lineage: Eukaryota; Metazoa; Arthropoda; Insecta; Hymenoptera; Cynipidae
Gene: CSN7
Product: COP9 signalosome complex subunit 7b
Exons: 4
Coding region: 139-999 (286 amino acids)
Biological process (GO): COP9 signalosome assembly
Cellular component (GO): COP9 signalosome
Source: RefSeq, a predicted model, not a curated record
CUGAUUCGAUAAACGACGCAACCUCAGACCAGUCCGAGAGAAAACGCAAUGGAUUAAUGUUGAUUUGAAGAAAAGUUUCAUCUUGGAAGUGUUUAAUUUCCAAUAAAUUUAACUGCGAUACGUCAUUUUAAAAACAUUAUGAUGGGAGCCUCCAGCACAGAAAAAACGACAACAAACAAUCCUUUGGAGCAGUUCGUCCUCUUGGCAAAAACAGCGAAAGGAGCAGCAGCCCUCGAAUUGGUAAAGCAAGCGAUUGAAACCCCAGGUGUUAAUGUAUUUGGCGAAUUGCUGGACAUGCCAAACAUUAAGGAACUAGAAAAUGGACCACAUGCUGCUUAUUGGAAUACCCUUAAUUUAUUCGCCUAUGGCACGUACAAACAAUACCUAGAAAAUAAAGAUAAACUCUUAGAAUUAACGCCAACGCAAAAGAAGAAACUUCAGCACUUGACGAUUGUCACAUUAGCCACGAAGUCCAAGUGCAUACCUUACUCAGUUCUUUUGGAAGAGUUGGAUAUCAAGAAUGUGAGAGAUCUAGAAGACUUGAUUAUAGAAGCUAUUUAUGCGGAUAUUAUAAAUGGGAAAUUGGAUCAAAGAAAUUCACAGCUCGAGGUUGAUUUUGCUGGUCUUGGAAGAGAUGUUCGACCUGGCGAUGCCGGCAUUGUUGCAGGAACUUUGUCUGCUUGGGGUCAAGCCUGCGAUUCAAUUUUGGCGUGUAUCGAACAACAGGUCGCGAAAGCUAAUCUUGAGAAGCAAAAAGCAACGCACCACAAGGAUAAAAUACAACAAGAUAUUGCGAAUAUAAAAAAGGCGCUUGCAGCUCAAGCAGGAGGAGGCGGUGUUCAAGAAGCUGACAUGGCUGGGGGUGGCACAGGUGCUGGUAGCAGUGAAUCUGGCAGAGAGGCGCUACCAGUUCCUCCAGAUGCAAAGAAAAAACAGCAGAAGGCGAAGGGUAUUAGAGGCAGCGAAACGAAUUCUUCGCCAUUUGCAUCAAAGAGAUGAAGGAGGUCAAGAGGAAUUUGAAAUUUUGAAUUUGGAUCCAGAGUCAAAGUAGGUUCCGAGCAUUGGGCUCAGAUAUGCUGAGAAGCCUACUCAGAAUUUUUACUGGAAUUUCCUGGAAACUUUAAAAGCAAUCACUUUAUAACUCUACGAUUUUUUUAAAUUUUACAUACUGGUCGUUGAAGAAAUUUGGAGCUAUUUUGAAUUUAAAUUUCAUCGUUGACUGAAGAACUGACUUGAUAAUAAAAUGAAAAUUAUUU